UUUCCCUUGCACUGUAGGUUGUUGACUUCCCAUCGCAGUUUGACGUACUCUGGCCGCGAAACUGGGCAUUUCCUGGGUGGAAAUUUGAGUCAGGCGCUUUAAUUUCCUUCUGAUAUGACUAAAUUUGCAGACUGCUUCUGGGGGACUGAUUUUAACAGCACGGCUGGUUUUGAUGCUUUAUGCAAACGCUUAAAGGAUGGAAAACAAAUGUGCCAGGAUUUUGAAGAUUUUAUUAGACAAAGGGCAGAUGCUGAGGAGAAAUAUGGCAAAGCUUUGAUGAAACUUGCUGAAAGUGCUAAAGGCAAAGAUGAAAUUGGGACUCUCAGAGAAUCUUGGGAGGUCAUCAAAACAGAAACAGAGAACAUUGGGAAACUGCAUGUAGCUCUAUCCCAACAGCUGAUUGAAGAAUUGGAAAACUGUGUCAGGAAUUUUAAAGAUGUGCAGCGGGAUAAAAGGAAAAAGGUGGAAGAAUCAGUGAAGAGAGCUCAACGAAAUAAGAAAAACUGUUUUGAUACAACUCUUAGGCUAAAGAGGACCUAUGAGCAGAAAUGCCAUGAUGUAGGCAUGGCCGAGGAAGCACUGAAAAGAUCUGUAUCACUUGCCAGCAAAGAUGAGGAAAAGUUGCGGACCAAGCUUGGGCGAGCAAAAACUGCAGUAGAACAAGCAGACACUGCGUACCAAAACUCAGUGCGAAGCCUUGAAGAUGCACGGGUGAUGUGGGAGAAAGAAAUGGAACAGUGCUGUAAUUGUUUUCAAACCCUGGAAGAAGAAAGAAUAUCGUUUUUGCGUAACGCAAUGUGGGCCUAUGCCAACACAAGUUCAAUGAACUGUGUCAAGGUGGAUGAGACUUGUGAAGAAAUGCGAAAGAGUUUGGAGCACUGUGCAGUAGAAUCCGACAUUCAUCUUUUCGUUAGUAUGAAGAAAACAGGAUCUGAUAGACCAGUGCGAAUAGAAUAUGAGAACUAUUAUAUGGCGCAGUCAUCGGCAAAAGUUGCGUCCCCCAGUAGCAAUGUAAACAUAACUGGGCCUGUACCAGGAACCUUUGUGCAUUCAAAAGACCCCGCCAUUGUACAGUCGUCCACGGUUACCCCGAAACCAGUCAACCGCCGACCUCCUAUGCAACUCCCUGAGAUUCCUCGUCAAGAAUCUGUAGAUGAAUCGAUGUACUCCACUGUUGACCAAAAGAAACAAAUAAACAGACAGAACGAAACCAAAUUUUACCGUGCGGCUUUUGAUUAUGACGCACAAGGAGACCAGGAAAUAUCAUUCAAGGCUGGAGAUUUUGUAAAACUAAUUUUCCACGAGGACAACACUUGGUGGUGUGGAGAAGUACAAGGAAAGAGGGGAAUGUUUCCAAAAGAUUUUGUCGAAGAAAUCGACCCGUGAAGUAUGACGAAGGAGGUCCUACCAAUAUUAGUUGUUUUAAUUCGUCGUCAGUUCGAAGGGGAGAAGGAUGAGUAAAGUUGUCAAGAAUUACAUUGGUAAGGCCAAUACUAUUGACUAGUUAGGUUCAAGUCACACUUGAGUUUACAAUUGUUGUUAUAUAGAGGGCAAGAAUGCUCCCGCUUAGCUGUGUAACUGAUUCUUUGACAUCUAUCUGUGCAUGGGAAAGAGUCUUAUUUUUCACAGACACUUUUUUUUUUUCUUGUUUCCAUUAUUAACGAGUUUUGCGAGGAGCGAGAGUAUUCUAGUUUAUUUUUUAUAAUGGCUAAACUUUUUGAAAAUAUAAAUUUUUCUCUUUGAUAUCGCAACAAGUAAUUAUGAAUUUGGGUAUGAAAUAUUGUAUGGUACUUUUGGUGAGAAAAACAAAUUCGCCGGCUUUGGAAACAAAUAUGGCCACAAAUAUGGACAGCGGUCAAUUUAAGCAGCUCAGAGCGAUCAAUUAUCAAUUAUCAUGAAUCCUUUCCCUGUGUUAUGUGUGACUGGCAUGUAGCACUGGUGCCUGAUUGGAUCUGCGUGUUGGAAACGUUCGUUGCUAAUCGCCAAAAGAUAUGAAAUGUUUAACAAUGUGCUACAGGUUUGCUAACGUCUGAUAAUCAGGUCGCGUUAACUCUAAAAAUGAAAAAAAGCCAAUAAAUGUAAUCGACUUAAAUAAUUUAAAACGGAAAUAAGGAAAAAUUUACAACUUUUAGUUGAUGUUAUGUUUGAUUUAAGAAUAGUAGUCGUUGAAUUGUUCUCAGUCACUCCUAAAUUAAUGCUGAUAUUAAAUGGGGAGGUGACUAGAAUGCAAAUGUAAUGUCCAUUAAAAAUGUUUUGGAUUUCAAUAAACGCCAUAUUUUGUAUG
Stylophora pistillata is the source of this 2284-nucleotide messenger RNA. Its product is annotated as proline-serine-threonine phosphatase-interacting protein 2. Gene Ontology annotation, cellular component: actin filament; plasma membrane; cytoplasm. Gene Ontology annotation, biological process: actin filament polymerization. NCBI's taxonomy places the organism in Eukaryota, Metazoa, Cnidaria, Anthozoa, Scleractinia, Pocilloporidae. Gene Ontology annotation, molecular function: actin filament binding. The record is from RefSeq and is a predicted model, not a curated record.